Phytophthora sojae is the source of this 3135-nucleotide messenger RNA. RefSeq lists its product as hypothetical. Gene Ontology annotation, molecular function: calcium-dependent phospholipid binding; calcium ion binding. Lineage: Eukaryota; Oomycota; Peronosporomycetes; Peronosporales; Peronosporaceae. The record is from RefSeq and is a predicted model, not a curated record. Gene Ontology annotation, cellular component: cytoplasm. The transcript has a single exon. The annotation marks the transcript as partial.
AAGACGUUCCAGGAGAAGUACGGCGAGGACCUGGUGAAGGUGCUGAGCGGCGAGCUUAGCGGCGACUUGAAGAAGGUGAUCCUGACCGCCAUGCGCGGUGAGGUGGCCGAGUUCAACGCGUCGAUCCACACGAGCGUGAAGGCUGCUGCGGACGCGGACGCCCUGUACAAGGCGGGGGAGGGCCGCAUGGGCACGGAUGAGACGACGUUCAUCAACAUCCUGGUGCUGAGCCCUGCUGAGCACGUGCGCAACAUCAACAGUGCGUACGUGGCGAAGUACAAGACGGACCUGGCGGGCGCGAUCACGGCGGAAUUCUCUGGCGACGCCAAGCGCGCUCUGCUGUUCCUGGUGCGCUCGGUGCUGGAGCCGGUGGAGCUGCUUGCGGAGCUGUUCGAUACGACGCUGAAGAGUGCGAGCAAGAACGCGUACGGUUUGAGUGCGUGGGUGGUGCGGUACUACCGCCUGCUGGUGCGCAUUCGCAUCGUGUACAUGCGUCUGUACCGCCAGGAGCUGCGCACGCGCAUCCAGAGCGUGGUGAGUGGCGAGUACUGCCAGCUGCUUCUGUCGGUGUUUGAUGCGGCCGAGGUGGAGUUCGGUGCGUCGGCGUCGGCGUCUGGCUCGGUGGUUGCUGCUGGUGGUGGUACUGUGAGCACGUCGAGCGGGUCUGCUGUUCGUGGUGCCGCUGCUGCUGUGGGCGGUGCUGCUGCUGCUACCGCUGCUGUCGGUGCGGCCAUUGGCGCUAGCGCGUCGGUGGAGGAGAAGGCGAGGAUCUCGUCGAGCGCUGCAGUGAGCGCCACCGGCAGCAAGACGGCGAGCGUCUUGGAUUCUGCUUCUACGGUGACUGCGUCGAUGUCUGGCGUGAGCGAAGAGGAGAGCUCUGUUGCUCUGACGGAGACCGCCACGGCCACCGCGGCGAUGAGCAGCCUGUACGCCCGCUACGCCCGCGAGGGCAGCAGCGUCGAGUCGAUGACGUUCUCUGCCGAUAUCGAUGCGGCUGCGCAGGAGAUCCAGCGCGUGUGCACGGGCGCGGCUUCGGACGAGGCUGCCCUGGCAUCGCUGCUGCUGUCGAAGACUGCAGAGCAGCGCUACCUGAUCUGGUGGCGCUACCGCAUCCUGUACAAGCAGAGCCUGACGGUGUGGGUGAAGAGCACGAGCGACUACGGCCUUCUGCUGAAGAUGCUGGCGAGCCCUCUGGAGCACGUGGAGGCCGAGAUCCUGCGCAAGGCGACGAAGGGCCUGGGCACGACCGAGGAGUGGAUCUACCCGGUCGUGAUGGCGCGCUCGAACGCCGAGAUCGCGCUGCUGAAGAAGACGUUCCAGGAGAAGUACGGCGAGGACCUGGUGAAGGUGCUGAGCGGCGAGCUUAGCGGCGACUUGAAGAAGGUGAUCCUGACCGCCAUGCGCGGUGAGGUGGCCGAGUUCAACGCGUCGAUCCACACGAGCGUGAAGGCUGCUGCGGACGCGGACGCCCUGUACAAGGCGGGGGAGGGCCGCAUGGGCACGGAUGAGACGACGUUCAUCAACAUCCUGGUGCUGAGCCCUGCUGAGCACGUGCGCAACAUCAACAGUGCGUACGUGGCGAAGUACAAGACGGACCUGGCGGGCGCGAUCACGGCGGAAUUCUCUGGCGACGCCAAGCGCGCUCUGCUGUUCCUGGUGCGCUCGGUGCUGGAGCCGGUGGAGCUGCUUGCGGAGCUGUUCGAUACGACGCUGAAGAGUGCGAGCAAGAACGCGUACGGUUUGAGUGCGUGGGUGGUGCGGUACUACCGCCUGCUGGUGCGCAUUCGCAUCGUGUACAUGCGUCUGUACCGCCAGGAGCUGCGCACGCGCAUCCAGAGCGUGGUGAGUGGCGAGUACUGCCAGCUGCUUCUGUCGGUGUUUGAUGCGGCCGAGGUGGAGUUCGGUGCGUCGGCGUCGGCGUCUGGCUCGGUGGUUGCUGCUGGUGGUGGUACUGUGAGCACGUCGAGCGGGUCUGCUGUUCGUGGUGCCGCUGCUGCUGUGGGCGGUGCUGCUGCUGCUACCGCUGCUGUCGGUGCGGCCAUUGGCGCUAGCGCGUCGGUGGAGGAGAAGGCGAGCAGUACCGUUGGCAUAGUUAAGAAAACAGUGUCGUCCUCGGUGACGGCGAUGUCUUCUACGAUUGUCCGUACCGUCGGGUUUGGCAAUCUGUACGCUCAGACCUGCCACGAUGUGGCCGGUGGUGCGACCUUGGGUCUAUACGCCGACAUUGAAGCUGCUGUUGAGGAGAUCAACUCCAAAUGCACUGGUGGCGCGUCUGACGAAAAGACUCUUGCAUCGCUGCUACUGUCGAAGACUGCAGAGCAGCGCUACCUGAUCUGGUGGCGCUACCGCAUCCUGUACAAGCAGAGCCUGACGGUGUGGGUGAAGAGCACGAGCGACUACGGCCUUCUGCUGAAGAUGCUGGCGAGCCCUCUGGAGCACGUGGAGGCCGAGAUCCUGCGCAAGGCGACGAAGGGCCUGGGCACGACCGAGGAGUGGAUCUACCCGGUCGUGAUGGCGCGCUCGAACGCCGAGAUCGCGCUGCUGAAGAAGACGUUCCAGGAGAAGUACGGCGAGGACCUGGUGAAGGUGCUGAGCGGCGAGCUAAGUGGUGACCUCAAGAAGGUCAUCUUGGCUGCUAUGCAGGGAGACGUGCCGAGUUUUGACCCUGCCGUGCACACGAGCGCCAAGGCUGCGGCGGACGCUGAUGCUCUGUACAAGGCUGGCGAAGGGAAGUGGGGCACCGACGAAGAGACCUUCAUCCGGAUCGUGGUGUCGAGUCCUGGCCAGCACCUGAAGGACGUCGACGCCGCGUACUCGAAGAAGUACAAGAAGACGAGCAUCGUCAAGGCCAUCAAGGGCGAGUUCAAGGGCGACGCCCAGGCGGCGCUGCUCUUCCACGUGCGCAUGGUGUUCGAGCCGUUCGAGCUUUUGGCCAGUCUCUUCGAGAGCACGAUGAAGGGCCUGGGCACGGACGAGUACGGCCUCAGCGCGGCGGUGGUGCGCUACCACGUGCUGCUACCCGAGGUCAAGACGGCGUACAAGAAGCUGUACGGCAAGGAGCUCAGCCAGCGCAUCCGAGGCGACACGAGCGGCGAGUACCGCGACCUGCUGCUGCCCAUCGUGGACGGCCAGUAA